AUGCCGAACUCAUCUGCAGACUUUAAAUGGGUACCCACAAAACGUCUGGUGCAUGGACGUAUCGUUACGAAGUUUCUGCCACUGAUGAGGCAUCCAGGUCUGGGACUUGAAAAUCCCAAUUACUCAAACUUGUACACUGGUGAUGAAGUAUAUGUUUUCGAAGAAACCAGCGACGGCCGGUGGUUUCGAGGCUAUACAUGCUGGCAACCAUUACCGGAGGAUUUUAUCGGACGGCUAAGCUCGUUCAGUGAACAGCUGCCUGAACAGAAAUUCAAAGUCGUGGUGUUUCCUCAGAAGUUUGUGCAUCUUGAUUACGAAGAGGAGGUCACUGAUUUGCCCUUUUUGGCUGCGCCUGAAGCAUCGCAUUUUUCACCCUCCAACACCAAUACGCAGCUGUCAACAAUGUUUGAUCUUACGGGCGAUUGGUCGAAAGAUGACAUCAUGGAGCUUGGUGGGUCGUCUGUCACAAAGGCUAGUCGUCCUCCAUUUCCUUACUUCCGUCUACAGGAUUACGACAUCGUUCAGGAACUAACCCCGAUGUUAUCGCAGCUCGUGACGCAUGUGUACUCCAUGUACUCUUUCGGGGAGUUUGAAGUCGCAGAAAAUAUGACUGAUCUGUACUACAAACUUGAUGACAUUCGUCUAAGACUCUUGCAUAAGCUCACUACGCGCGUCGAACAUGAACAACUCAUCAAAGACAUGUGCUCUAUGUCGUAUAAAAUCGCCAAAUUUAUCUCUUCUAAGGAUUUGACCUUACUGACUCCUCAAGCGGAUUCUUUCAGCGUCGUGCAUGCCUCGGGUUAUGGUAGUAUUUUGUGUCGGGAGAUGCACACAGGUAAAUUGUACAAAUACAACGAGGUAAAACCCCAGGUUCUGGCUUCCAUGUCAAUGCUCUGCGGUCUAAGCAACAAUUUUCCAAGUGCCAAUGUAUACCAACUAAAACUGCUUCCUUUGGAAAACACAACCUUCGAUUCAGUGGAAUCUACGAGUAUUUUAGUGGACUUCAAAGAUGCAUUGAGCGAUCCUACCGUUAAUCCUAACUUCCAGGAUCUUUCUGCUAUCAUGUACUUGAGAGCAGGUAAAACCACCCUUUCGGAGCCUUUCAUUGUGAACAUGGAACGAGAUGAUGUAGUUUCGAUGGAUAAUAUAUCGGCAGCACUGUUCAACAACAUUCCUCCUAGCGAGGUUGAUAACAACAAGGUUUAUUUGGUUGUGGUGUUAACUGAAACAGUAAAAAUUCAACUCAUGUCACCGGAGUCGGGGAAAGGAUUCAGAAAACCAUUUGUUCCUUUUCUAACAGGCGGUGAUAACAGAUUAUCACAUUUGAAAAAAGGCCUGGCGGCUGGUGUAAUUGAUAUCUCCAGACUUAUUACCCGUAAAAAGAAACACAGACUCCCGGGUAAUUCGCACCAGUUUAACGUCGAAUUGUUCGGAUCCUACCUACCCAAUAAGCGAAAGGAUGCCCCUUCGCAACAGUCCAUGGUAAAUAUUGGUAAUGCUCCUAGUGCCGCGGCUCUGACGAGAGCAGCUGCUAAAAGUGAAGAAAAUAAUGGGUGGGGUGAGUUGGUAGACAGAAUUAUUGCAGACGCCAAUAAAGGUAUUGCAGUGAAUCCAAGAAUCUUGUCAUUGUCUGUAACUGUGAGGGAGAUCACCGGCGACUUUGGCGUCUCAAGCGUUCUCAAGAACAACAUGUCUGCCAUCCAAAGCAUACCGACUUGCUCAUAUGACACACUGUCGAAUCCAGAGGACAGAAUUUAUUUAACUCUGGGCAGGACGUCCCUAUGUGGAUUCAAGUCUUAUGACACCAACAUUUCGAGCAUUUCCAUUCAAAUAUCUUCCAGCAAUCCACUUGUUACGUUCAGAAAUGGUGUCAAUGAUGUGUCACGUAGAUACUGGAUGUUUGUAUCUGUGAAGCCGGACGAAGUGAUUGGUGAAACGAUACGGAUUGACGGAUUGCAGGAAAUGAAAAAUGAUGAAACCCUUAGAAUUUCAGCCUACAUUAAUGGUUUUCUCAUGGCCAAGUCAAAGUUUUACAUUAAAAGAAAUGACAAGAUCAUCGAAUAUGCCAAGAAGUCUGUAUUCCAGCUAAUGUCGACGACCAGCGAACCUCUCGUUGAUCUGGAGAUCACGACUGACUAUGUUGGGAAAAACUUCAAUGUUGAAUCGUCAAUUCGCAGUUUCCUUCAGUUCUCUUAUGAUUUCAAAAGAUCAUUUUACGAUUUUGAAAAAGAUUGCCUUCAAUUGCUGGCAGAGGUCAAAGCCACUCCAGUGAAAGAACUCAUCAAAACAUUUGAUGCUUUGUUGACCAAAUUUCUCGACGUAUUCUACGUCGCCAAUAUCCUCGAGGAGCAACGAUCAUCCGAUGAAUUUAAGAAGGCUUCUUUCAUGUCUCUGAUGUUUUUCUUGGACAUGGUUAUUGCCCGUCAAGACAACUAUCGACAUUUGUUCAAUGACUUCUUGGCAACAUAUGCGAUGAGGAAAUCAGAAUUGCCAGAGGUGGGGGCGAAGCUCGUUCAUUUCGCUUCCAAAUUUUUCCGCUUCUCCCACGAAGUAUGGAAUUACGAUGGAAGGGCACUAUGUCGAGUCUCGGUUUAUUUGUUUAAACUCGCUGUACUCCUUUCUAGCUCUCAUGAUGAUGGUCUUCAAAAGUCAUUGGUUGAAUUUUUUGACGGCAUAUCAACAUUUUUCCGUUUGAGAAAAGAAUCAUCGUUGGUAGAUCAAGUUUUGAUUCUGGAGGCGUUUGACGCUUGGAUCUUGGUUUUAUCAACCCACUGUGAUCCCAAGAUUCUUGUUGAUGCUUCUAUUGGUUUAUUCCAAGCUUGUCACGAUAAGGAGCGGACAAAUGGGAUUUAUCGAAGAGCUCUCUCGGUCAAGGAACAGAAAUUCGUUGCCUCGAAGUAUCUUGUCAUGCGUCGAUUGAUCGACGUGGACUCAGUGAGGAAUAUUCUUUUAACCCCUGACACUGUCGGUUCUCAUGAACAAAAAUUUAUUGCGAAACUGAUUGAGUGGUCUUUUGAGCCCUUCCUCAAUUACAAUGGCGAACAUCUACACUUGACUACCAUAAGGCUUGCUAACGGUGUUUUGGUCAGUGUUGUGAGGCAUGCGUCAGAUGUAGCGAAGCGUAACCUUGUAAGGUUGAUACCAACAGUGUGUCGGUUCUUUAUUCUGGUCAGAAAGUACUGCAAGGAGAAGGAGCUUUUCAAGCAUAGGAGAACUUUCACCAAACUUUUCCCCAUCACUUAUCCUUUUGACGAAAUCACCGUUGAUUCUAUUGUUCAAGAAGAUCUAGUCGUUGAGGUUUUGGUCGAGCUCGCUACUAUAUUGGCAACAAUCACGCAAAUGGCGGAGGAGACCUUCCAUGGUGCACUAUCUUUUCUGAAGAUCACUGAGCUGUGCUCUGAAGAUACGGCUUUCAAUUCAGUAUUUUAUGUGACACAGUUUACAAGGGAAGAUCUUCUCACGGUGGUGCACACUGUUAGGCUCUUCAUGAAGGGAAAAUUCUUCCCCAGUAAGAAAUGGCUUUCGUUGAGUGAGCUGUACAACCGAAGUGCUGUUUGCUUAUUCAAACUCUGCGAGGACAUUAUGGCUGCUCAUAAAAUCCCUGUGAUAGGUUCAGAGGAAUCUUUGGACAUCAAAUUAUGGAAUGAAUGGGUGAAAAUGCUUAUUUCUCUUGGAAACCAUAUUCCUUCCAAUCCAACACUUCUAGCCGAAAUUCCUAGAAAAGCUUUGUAUUUGAUUGGAGGGGACUACAGAAGCGAGGUGGCAGCUAUGCUGGAGCACUGUUGGGAUGCUUUAGGUGAGGAUGUAUCUAACACCGAAGUUUGGGAAAAAUAUGGUAUUACUAGAGCUAAUGGGUUUCAGAACUAUCUCGUUCGCGCUGACAAAACUUUUGUUAGAGAAAUCAUGGAAUUCACGUUCCAGAGGCACACAGAAGCUAGAAGAGUCGGUGCCAAGAUUAUAUGGGGUACAUCUGCCAACUGUUGGCUCACUUAUGGGAAUUUGGAGCCUGUAAUGAUGCAGACGACUUCCGAACUGUGUGCCGCUCAUCAGUCAGGUAGGUUUACACCAACGCUUCAGGAAUCUGAAAAUUAUGUGAAAGCACUUCUUUUCACCAUCCGGCUGGCGAAAGAUGAUGCCAUGUUUUCUUCUAUUUUGAAAGUUAUGAAGUUGGUACGCGAUCUGCUCACUGUUUUGAUUGAAUUCAGUGAUAUUCCAGACGACAAGGAAUUUGACGAUGAUAGAACUGCUCACCAAAUUACCAUUUUCGGGUAUCUCUUAGAAGUUAAAAAGCCCGAAGAGCUUCAUAAACUCGUCAAUGACUUGUACAUUUACAACAUCAAGAAGAAGGACAAUGUUCAGGCCGCUUUAAGUUUGGAGCUGUUAGCGAGAACCUAUAAGUGGGACCCCAAUGACCUUCUUUCACCAGUCGCGUUCCCGGCACUUCCCGAGCAGUCUUCAUUUCAGAGAAGAGAAUUCUUGUACAAAGAAGUGGCUAGACAUUUCCAUAAAGGUUUGAAACUCGAAAAGGCCUUGUCGAUUUACAAAGAAUUGGCUCAGGCGUACGAGAAAAUCAAUUACGAUCUGAGUGGCUUAUCACAAGUUCAUGGCAACAUUUCAAAACUUUACGAAGAUUUGCAGGUCGUGGACAGAUUGGUACCAACAUACUUCAAAGUUACGUUUGCAGGAUUCGGUUUCCCAAGCUCGACAAGAAACAAGACGUUUAUUUAUGAAGGUCUUCCAUUCGAGCAUAUUACAUCAAUGCAAACUAGACUAUUAGUUUCACAUCCCGGAUCGAAAAUUGUCGGUACGCAGGAUGAGGCAGAUAAUCUUUUGGUGAACUCGCCCAUCGGAAAGUUCAUUCAUGUAAUCACCGUUGAGCCUAGAGUGGAAAUUUCAGACGCCUUCACGAACAAAAGUAAAAAGGAAAAUGCCAACAACAAAAUCAGAUUGUAUGUUGAAAACAGAGAUUUGAACACGUUCUGCACGUAUAGAGUCUUACCUGGCGCAACUUCUGCUACAGAUCUGUGGGUCAAAGAGCUAACCUACGAGACCGCCUCCACGUUCCCAACGAUGAUGAAUAGAGCCGAGAUCACCACCACGAGCAGCAAAACUUUAUCGCCAAUCGAGAACGCUAUUCGUUCUAUGCAAUUGAAGAUUCAAGAUCUUGCCGGUUUGGAAGACACGUGCUACAAGAUGUUGAAGGAAAAUGGCGAUUAUACCGCUGUGUUCCCAGAACUAUCCAGAAAUAUCAGCGGUACUAUUGACGCACCAGUAAACGGCGGUGUUGCCCAAUACCGCGAUUUCUUCACAAUUGGAGAGAGCGAUCUGGGUGAUCAAAGCCAAUUGAGUUUGUUGAGGUCUACAUUCGACGAACUGGCAUCCAUAUUGAGUAGAUGUCUAGCCCUGCAUGGACAUCUUUGUCACGGGUACAUGAAGAAGUCACACGAAAUGUUGCUGGGCCUCUUCUACAAGAAUUUUGCCGACGAAAUCGCAAAGAACAACCUCGUCGUGAACGAAGCCGACCUGGAUCUGGUCAGUCGUAUCACCUCGAGGACCACCGACACUGGUCUAAGCAGUGGACCAGUAGUCGAACCCUCGCAAGAAGCAUCUACGUUACCAAAGUCGGUGACCUCUGGCGCACAUUCUAUAAAAUCGGGUGAAUCGAUUCCGAACAGCGCUGGCUUAAACGGCGUAGCAUUGAACCCCACCGAAUCCGCUUCUGUGGCGUCUAAUGGUACCAAACAAAACUCCAGGACGUCAGCGCAGUCCUCAUCGAAAUUGAGUUUGUUCCGGACCGGAAUGAAUAAGAAAUUUGGUAAAAGUGCUAAACCCAAAAAAUAA
Lachancea lanzarotensis is the source of this 5841-nucleotide messenger RNA. It is a transcript of the gene DCK1, whose product is annotated as LALA0S03e07448g1_1. Gene Ontology annotation, molecular function: guanyl-nucleotide exchange factor activity; small GTPase binding. Lineage: Eukaryota; Fungi; Ascomycota; Saccharomycetes; Saccharomycetales; Saccharomycetaceae. Gene Ontology annotation, cellular component: cytoplasm; plasma membrane. Gene Ontology annotation, biological process: small GTPase-mediated signal transduction. The record is from RefSeq and is a predicted model, not a curated record. Bases 1 to 5841 code for a protein of 1946 amino acids. The transcript has a single exon.